This is a messenger RNA of Petromyzon marinus (sea lamprey), 1713 nucleotides long. NCBI's taxonomy places the organism in Eukaryota, Metazoa, Chordata, Hyperoartia, Petromyzontiformes, Petromyzontidae. The record is from RefSeq and is a predicted model, not a curated record.
GCCACCGCUCCCCGCACGCCAGCCCCUCGCCCCAGCCGCCACUCGCUGUGUGGGGGACCUCCCGAGUCCACGGACUCCACGUGCCGCCUCCAAAGUCAUUUCGCGAAAGCAAAAGCGACGGACUGCUGCCAAAAACACCGGGGCCUGCUGCCUCCACUCCCGCUACGGUCCUCCGACAGCGAGGUAAAGGCGCGGCCCUGAAAUUGCUCGCUCAAGCCACGGCUGACGGAUGGUGCCUGGGUGUUUAGUUUCCACCUCUGUGCCAAGUCGCCUUGGGAGAGAAGCGCUGGAGAAAGUCACGAUGAAGCUCACACUGAUCCUCCUUCUCAAUUCGUUGGCACGAGUGGUGAGCGGUGGGCCCCAGCCCCUGCUGAGCGGAAGCCUCCAGCCAAAGUCCCUCGAGGAAACGGAGAGCUUCAUCCCAGACUCUGAGGAGUACGACGGCACGCUCGAUGCGUCCGAUGCGAGUGAAGAUUUUCAUCUGGAUUCUGGCGAAGACGCGGAUUACUUCGAGGGAGGCUUCCCCCAGGACUGCGCCGAGAUUUUCAAGCAGGGAAUCACCGACGAUGGCAUCUACACCAUCCAGCCCGCGGGGUCUCGGGAGCCCUUCGAGGCCUUCUGCGACAUGGGGACGGACGGCGGUGGCUGGACGGUGUUCCAGCGGCGGCAGAGCGGCGCCGUCGACUUCAACCGCACGUGGGGCGAGUACAAGCGCGGCUUCGGCGUGCCAAGCGGGGAGCACUGGCUGGGCAACGACCGCUUGCACGAGCUCACCUGGGGCCCCGCCGGCGCUCGCCUGGCGAGGCACGCGAGCCUGCGCGUCGAGCUCGAGGACUGGCACGGCGUCCGUCGCCACGCGCUCUACGCGCGCUUCCGCGUGGCGCCCGAGCGCGAGCGCUACCGCCUGACGGCGCGCGCCUACCGGGGCGACGCCGGCAAUGCCCUCACCUACCGGCGCGGCUACAGCCACGACGGGCGGCCCUUCUCGACGCCGGACCGCGACCACGACGCGUACGCGGCGGGCAGCUGCGCCGCCUACUACGCCGCCGGCUGGUGGUUCGACGCCUGCUUCGCCGCCAACCUCAACGGCCGCUACUACCGAGGCGGCCGCUACCGGGGAGCCGUCACCGACGGCAUCUUCUGGGGCACGUGGUACCUGCUGAGCGACUACCGCUCGGGGCGCAAGUACACCUUCAAGUUCGUGGAGAUGAAGACGAGGCCGGCGGAUUUCUGAGAGCGGAGGCCGAGCGCCGUCAGGUCUCCCCAUCGCGACGGGCGUUUGUGUUUUUUUUUGUUUGUGCGCGACGGGAAUUGGAUGCGUUGCGACGGACGUAUUAGGGAACACGUUUUUGUUGUUUUUUCGUAACGAGAACGCGAUCGAGCGAACGGAGCUGUGUCACGCGAGUAGGAAUAGGCUGCCUCGGCGCAGCAUCAUCGCACGAGGCAGCGGGGUGCUGCUGGAUGUUUCUAGAUGCUGCCCACGCGCCUCAAGUCUUUGUUCGGCCUGCGUACGCAUCUCGCGGGUUAUCGCGGACUGUGCUUUACCCUAUAAUAUAUUAAUUACAACAACGCGAUUCUUCCGCAACGCGUUGUUCUUUAGGAACGCAACAACUACCGCGGCAUAGGAGAACAGACUGCGCAAAAAUCUGUGCAGGCAGUCGUCCUCCAACAACAACGGGGAGCAGAGGAGCGACAUUCACAAUGAGCGGAGCG